This is a messenger RNA of Salvia miltiorrhiza (redroot sage), 922 nucleotides long. Its product is annotated as germin-like protein subfamily 3 member 4. The record is from RefSeq and is a predicted model, not a curated record. Gene Ontology annotation, molecular function: manganese ion binding. Lineage: Eukaryota; Viridiplantae; Streptophyta; Magnoliopsida; Lamiales; Lamiaceae. The transcript has a single exon. Bases 136 to 783 code for a protein of 215 amino acids. Gene Ontology annotation, cellular component: cell wall.
UUAAGUGAAGUGAACUCCAAGCCUAAAACCAUUUUAAUUACUUCCACAUGCUGCAAACUCAAUUUUCCACCUCCCAAUAUUCAUAUAUAUAAACCACAUUUCCAAAAAUAAACACACACACACACACAAAAAGCGAUGAAACACCACAAACUACUGCACCUCCUCCUGGCCUCCCUCUUGGCCUCCAUCCGCCCCUGCAUCGGCGGCGACGGCGACAACCUCUACGACGUCUGCCCGGGCGACCCCGCGAACCAGAAAAUCUUCUUCAACGGCUACCCGUGCAAGGCGCCGUCGGAGGUGACGGCGUCGGACUUCAAGUCGUCGGUGCUGGGCUCGCCCGGGGACACCGACAACUUCUACCGGUCGUCCACGACCCUGGCCACGGCCGCGGAGUUCCCCGGGCUGAACACCCUGGGGCUCUCCGCGGCCCGGACGGACAUGGACGUGGACGGCAUGGUGAUGCCGCACGCCCACCCCCGCGCCUCCGAGGUGAUGUUCGUGAGGGCCGGGGUGGUGGCGGCCGGGUUCGUGGACUCCGCGAACCGGGUGUUUCAGAAACGGCUGGGGCAGGGGGAGGUGUUCGUGUUUCCUAAAGGGCUGCUGCAUUUCUGCUUCAACGCCGGCUUCGAGCAGGCCACGGUUUUCUCGGUGCUCAACAGCCAGAAUCCGGGGCUCGCAAGCGUCUCCGGCGCCAUGUUUGCGGAGAAAGCCAUGGAGAAGCUCAGGUCUGUGUCUAUGGAGGAUUUGAAUGGGGUUAGUAGCAUGGAGUUGUUUGGGGAGUAGGCUUUCUUUUUUUUUCUUUUUUUUUUGAAGCAAGAGUGUUUUGGGUUUGAGUAGAGCCUAAUUUGUGAUUUUGUUGAUUUGUUUUUCUGCUAAUCUUGUAAUGUAAAGACGUGUAUAUAUUUCAAUCUUUCAUUUUUUU